This is a messenger RNA of Lethenteron reissneri (Far Eastern brook lamprey), 2318 nucleotides long. RefSeq names its product coiled-coil domain containing 197 (gene CCDC197). The record is from RefSeq and is a predicted model, not a curated record. NCBI's taxonomy places the organism in Eukaryota, Metazoa, Chordata, Hyperoartia, Petromyzontiformes, Petromyzontidae.
CCUCCUCCUCGCGUCCCCUGACCGAUCGUCGCUCCUCGCUGCCCGUCACCGCCGCAGCGGCUGAAGGAUGAGCCGCCUCGCCGCCGUCGUCGUCGUCACCCUGUCCUCGGCCCCCUGGGUUCGCUCCCGAUGAGCGGCGGAAGAGCGCGAGAGCACGGAGCGCCGCGUCCGUGGCUGGCAGCCAUGGACGCCGUGAGACGCGAGGAGGAGGAGGAGCGGGGUGAGAAGAGGGGCGAUGUGGAGCCAGUGAAAUUCCAGAUCAGGAGGAUCGAGCGACGGAACAUCUUCGUGACGCAGCUCGGGGAAGGAAGAGAUGAAGAUGAAAACAUAAAAAGAUUUCCAGUCGUCAAGGAGGGCCCCUCCCGCCUACUCGAGGCCCCUGGGGCUGCCCCCCAGGAGACCCUGCUCCUGCGACGGGAGGUGGAACGGAGGCGCGUCGACGCGGAGCUGGAGGAGGCUCGCGGGAGGUUUCGCCGGCGCAUGGAGGAGUGCGGGGCGCGCGGGCGCCAGCUGCAGCAGCGGCGCAAAGAGGAAGAGGACCGCGCGCUGCAGCUGCAGCAGGUUCUGCGUGAGCAGGACGCGCGCACGCGGCGUGCGCUCACGCGCCAGCGGAAGGAGCGCGCGGAGACGGAGGCGGCGCGAGGCGAAGCGGAGCGGCUGCGCGAGCUCCUGAUGCAGCUGCAGCGCAGGUGCCAGAAGCUUCAGAGGGCCACGGGCAGGUGCAAGGUGUACGAGGAUUUCCUCAAAGAUGCUCUCGAUCGCUUCCCCGAAGGGGAUGCGGGUGGCGAUGGCCACGACACCUCCGGCCUCAUCCGUCGCCACACGGGGCUCGAGGCGGCGAGGGUGGCUCUGCUCGGCCGCCUGGGAGACCUGGGACGUGAUCUGGAGCAGGCUCAGCUCCAACUCGCGCAGCUCACACGCGGCUUCAGCCACACAAACAUGGUGACCCACGGGGAGAUGUCUGAGCUGCGCUCUCGGAGGGAGCGAGCGCAGGAGCGCUGCCGCGCUGCCGAGGAGCGGCUCCUUGCCCUGCGCCAGCACCACCGCACCCAGGGCCAGGAGUUGGGCGCAAUGCUGAUGGCGAUUGAUAACCUGGCGGAGAGCUGCUACCUACGUCAAUAUGGCUCAUUGCAGGACAUGGACUCCUUCUCCAAGCUAGACAUGGUCCAGGAGUGCUUGCUCGAGAGGAUGGAGGUGCUGCGCGCCGUGCGCUCCGUCCGCCACGCCGCACCGUCGGCGUCCAGCGACCGCUCCCGCAAGACGGAGCCGUGGGGACCCCGGGCCCCCCGGAGCUCGGCCCCCGCGGGGAGCCUCCCUCGCCCGCCACUGCCCCCCGUGUCAGGCCAGAGUGGACGGUCAGGCAGGCAGGGGAGCACGCGGGCAUUGCUGAAGAUAACUAUUCCUGCUGUGAAAUAGGGCCUUGCCCUUGCGCGGUUACGCUCGCUGAUCCUUCUGGGUGGGUUAUCGUGGUUGUGCCACGUGGCUCUCCGAUGUGUUAUUGAGUUGUUCCGCGUGUGGUUCGGCACGAUAUUUAAUUUCCUAAGAACGUAGAGCAAAACGUCAGAUGAUCGAGCCCGAAAUAAACUUCAUAUGUCACUGAGCAGUAGACAUAGAAUUGUCAGCUCAGUGUUUUUUUUACAUUUCAGAACUCUUAAGAGGUAACCGCGUGGCUGAGCGGUCAGAGGGCUGAGCUGGCACAUCCAAACAAGAGCCACGAUAGAAAUAAAUAUUUGAUACAUUUCGCUGUUUCUCAGUAUAGACGUGUGUGUUUGCGCGAUGUUUUUCGUGAUUCGAGAAGGUAUUGGAAUUGCAGAGAUCGGCUAUUUAGCAUUUCCCGUAAUGUUUAUGAGAAUGUGUUGUUGAGUUUGAGAAUGGUCAUGAACAUUAAAGUGAUCAGCAUGUUUGUGUCUCUGACAAGAACACUGUAAAUCUCAUCAGAUCUCACAAGUUUAGCAGCCUGGAGCGUGCUUUUUUUUCACCUGGAUUGGUCACUACCCACCAGAGCUUCUUCCCAGGUGCUGUAGGUGCGAGGCUGCAAGGUGUGGCCAGUACUGAGUGUCUUCUCCUCUUAUGCAGUGUGAGUGUUCUCCGGUUUCGAAGUAAACUCGUUACGAGUGGAAUUUUGCGAAAUUGACCCAUUCCGGCGAAGAACCCGCACAGAAUAACAGCGCACAACCUCCUGUAAACCAGGUGAGGUGGUUAACAUCAUUAGUCAUCAUCAGAAUAUUGAUUUAUUCUGGAGGAAUCCGAUGAGCUAUGAAGCUCUUUUUAACAGAUGGCUCUACUUUUGAAAGUAAUAAAAAAAAGCAAUGAUCACU